Marasmius oreades (fairy-ring Marasmius) is the source of this 1020-nucleotide messenger RNA. RefSeq lists its product as uncharacterized. Bases 1 to 1020 code for a protein of 339 amino acids. The transcript is spliced from 10 exons. Lineage: Eukaryota; Fungi; Basidiomycota; Agaricomycetes; Agaricales; Marasmiaceae. The record is from RefSeq and is a predicted model, not a curated record.
AUGGCCUCCUCGCCCUUGUUAGUACUAUUUUUUUCUGGUUGGAGUCAGAUUCUGCUCUAUGGCCUUAAUACUGUUUUGUUCGUGACGGGAAUAUAUCUCUUAGGGCAACGGGAAAGGCGGGAAGGAACCACAUUCAUAGUCCUUUCCUCUGUUUUAUUGUUUGCGUUUGCGUCUAUAUCUGCUGUGGUCGGGACAGCAUCGGUUGUUGGGGGAUAUCUGAGUAUACCACUGGUGCCUGGUACUUCCCCUAGUGCUACGGGUAUCAACCUCUCGGCGUGCAGUAUUAUCCAAUAUGUGGUUCUUCACCUCGUCGAUUUCACUGCAUUCAUGAUACUGGUCUAUCGUUGUUUCAGCAUCUGGGGUCGUAAUUACCUAGUGAUCGUCAUCCCUGUCGUGAUUAUCCUGGCAGAAACUGGUGUCUAUUACUACGAACUUCGCCACUACAUCAAAAUCCAGUUCGCAUCCGGCCUCCAACAACAGACGAGCAGUGAGGUGCUCAAAAAGUCACUGGCAUUCACGACCGCUGCGUUGAUUUUGGCUGCCGUUGCCAACGCGUUGUUAACGCUGCUAAUCGCGGGUCGAAUAUGGUGGUUGAAAAGACGGGUGCAGCAUCUCACGGGUAACGGAAUUAUAGGGAACUUGCCGCAAAAAUACGAUUCCAUUAUUGCCAUAACGAUGGAAUCGGGAAUGAUUAUUCCCAUAUUCCUCAUCAUCUACACGGUCUACAGCAUCCGUAACACUUCUGGCGACCACGACGCACUUGUGAUCAUGGCGUUCAUGUUACCCCAAGUCAUUGCCUUCGCUCCCUUGUUGAUCAUGGUUCGCGUCGGUUUAGGUCUCACAGUCGAACGUGAUCAUGUCAAGACUUCGAGUUCAUACGCAACGAGAUCUACAACCAACCAAAGUAGAUCGCAACCCCAUUUAUUAAAUAUAAGUCGGGACAUUAGGGUGUCGGUAUCUAUGGGCCAACCGGACGAUGUGGAGCUGGAUACAGUGCCUAGUAAGGGGCGGGCGUUCUAG